Messenger RNA from Brassica napus (rape), 2786 nucleotides. RefSeq lists its product as uncharacterized. The transcript has 3 exons. Bases 1524 to 2621 code for a protein of 365 amino acids. Lineage: Eukaryota; Viridiplantae; Streptophyta; Magnoliopsida; Brassicales; Brassicaceae. Gene Ontology annotation, molecular function: zinc ion binding; nucleic acid binding. The record is from RefSeq and is a predicted model, not a curated record.
AAAAGACCACAAAUUGGGUUAGCAUUUAAAGAAAUGUUUUGAAAACCGGAUCAGACAUUGACUUGGCUAUAGUUGGGUCAAUGGUCAAACUGGUUUAGUCAGGUUUAAAUUUUAAUCUAAUUUAAAUUAAGUAACUAAAUAUAUGUAUAACUAUAAAAUUAUUUUAUAUAAACUUUAUAUUAUUUGUUAGAAUCUAAAGUUGAUAUGAAAACAAAAUGAAAACUUUAAAAUGAUAUGAAAUAUAAUGAAACCUAUUUUAUUUAUAUAUAUAUAUUAGAAAACAAAUGUGAAAAUUUUAUGAAACCUUUUCAGAAUUUGUAAUUUUUUAUUCUUGUAACUUGAAUUUAAGAAAAUUGGGUUUUAAUAUCAAACCGGAUCACCGAGGUUUAGCAAGUUUUACCGAGUUUUGAUCAGAUUUACCAGUUUAAUUUAAAUGAUUUUAGCACAACCUAGAACCGAUUAGAAAACAUGUCACCGGAUUUUAGCGAGUUUGGCUGAUCCGGUUUUGAAAACACUGCUCUAAAGUUAGACAACAAUUGUAAGUGUGGUUCUUUAUAGACCAAUCCAUACAUAAUUGAUUAGACCCGAUUAUCGAACUUAUUUGUGUGCCAAAUAAACUGAAUACUUUCAGAACAUAUAAAUUCUAAAAAAAGGAACAUCUGUAACUUUUUAUCGGUUUAGAUCUAAAAUUUACAAAUUAUCAGAUAUUUAUUUGCUUUUUAAUUUUCCUAAAACUAUCGUACUGUGUAUAGUCAGUUUGAGGGUUUCCAUAUAGUGAUAUAUUAUUAAUCAUAAUAAAUUUUACAUAUAAAAUUAUACUGAUAUAUUAUUAAUCAUAAUAUAGGGGUCUAUUUGUUUUCUACCGAAUAUAAGUUUGGACCUACAUCUGUUCAAAUCAAUUCUCAUAUCAAUUCUCAUACUGUCACGUAAGCUUAAUUAAGAUGUAAGAAAUUGACACAUCAUCAAGUUAAAAUUAUAAAUAUUACAAAAUAGAAGGUUAUAUUAAUUUUUUAAUGAUCCUCAAAUAAUAUAUAGAAGAUAUUCUACUUCCGUAGAUAAAUGCACAUUAGGUAGAUUGUAAGUUCUAAGGGAUGCAGAUAACUAGGACAUAUAAUUAUGUAAUUAACUGGUAUUAUUUAAAAUAUUUUAUAUAAAAUUUUAAGUAACUUGGGGCAUUAAACGUCCAAAAUGGACCAAAAAUUAUAGAACUAGCUAUUAUCUGUUCUAUUUUAGCGAAUUUUCCAUAAUUUAUUGUGUCUAUUUUCACCGUUUAAUCUGAAACUCCAGUAACCAAAAUUAUAGAACGAACUCUUUUAAAUUUUUAAGAAUUUUUCGCAAUUUUGUAUUUCUGUAAGAAAAUUAGAGAAACAUAUUGGACUUUUUUGUCAACAUAAAAUUCACUUUCCUGAAAAAAAAUCCUUUUCUUUGACCAAAACAUAAACCUAUUCGCGAAAUUGCUUUUACAAACGUUAUAAACUCCUGUCUCUAUCUCUCUCUAUCUCUCUCUCCAAAUUUGAAUUACGAUGGAGUUCAGAUACAGAGCCAUCGACAUCGAUCGGCCACCUCCUGUGAAAGACACGGCGCCAUCUCAGUCUCUGAAUCCAAUCCCAGGAUGCAACAUAAUACCAGGAUGGGACUAUGUUCAACGAGAGAUUGAGAAGGAGCAAAUCCGUCGUGAGAUCAUUGCAGCGGAAACUGCAAGAAGAAAAGAGCUUAUAGCUGAGGUUGCACAGGAGAUGGCCAUCGAGAGAGAAAUGGCGAUUAAAAGUAUGGCAGAGAAGGAGGAUAAGAUAGCUACGUGGAUCACUCAAAGGAAGCUUCCACGUCAGAACCACAACAACAACUUUUCUAAACUGAAGCGUACUUACAGUGAUCCUGCCAUCUACUCAAGCCCCAACAGUCUAGUUACAUCACCAAUGAAGCAAAUGCCUCCACUACAGCAAAUGCUUGAGGCUACAACAGCUAAGGAAACGCCAGUUUUGGAGUCUAACAAGGACAAGUUGAUUAUAUUGGAUAGGCCUGAUCCUAUCGGAGGGGAUGCUAAAACUCGUCUUGGAAGAGCUAAGCGUAAGGCAAAGGAUGUUGAGGGAGGUUUGAAAGAACCUUCUAAAAGGAAGCGGUUGUUUAAGUUUUGGUGCGACCUUUGUAGUGUUGGGGCCUGUAACGAAACAGUCAUGAGGAAUCAUGAGUUAGGAAAAAAACAUAAAGCUGCUAUUAAAAAGCAGCCUGAGAAGACGGCUGCUUCAACCUCCGUCAUCAUAGCUCCUGCUUCCCUUGCAGCUCCACAAUCAGAAGCUGUUACAGUAGUGCCGAAUACGCAGCGUCAGAAAGUGGAUGAAGUGGCGGCGAAAGAAACGGGAAAGAAGAUAGAAGGUGAGAAGAAAAAGUCGGUAAUGAUUUGGUGCGAAGCUUGUAACAUUGUGACGUAUUCUGAGAAUGUGAUGGAGACUCAUAAGCUUGGGAAAAAACACAAGGCUAUGCUUAAGAAACAUUAUUCUGAGCAGUUGCUGGAGAUUCACAGGCUUGAGAAAAGAGCAUCUACAGUCACAGUGAAAUCUUUAGAUGCUGAUCCAAGCGAGGAAGAAUCAAUGGUUCAUUUCUUGGAAAAUGCCUCUAGCUAGCUGAUUUAGCUACCAAUAUCAUUACAGUUCCAGUGACAUAGAAGGUUAUAUGGAAUCAGAGAUUUAAAUUUCAUUUAGCUAUGAAGAAAGUGUUUCUUUUUUUUUAUGUAUUUUUUAAAUUAUAUUUGGAAUCUUGAAAUAGAGAAACCAAUGCCAUUAGAGAGA